Drosophila obscura is the source of this 400-nucleotide messenger RNA. Its product is annotated as DNA repair protein SWI5 homolog. The coding region runs from base 150 to 371 and encodes 73 amino acids. Lineage: Eukaryota; Metazoa; Arthropoda; Insecta; Diptera; Drosophilidae. The record is from RefSeq and is a predicted model, not a curated record. The transcript has a single exon.
GCAAAAUUUUACGCACGAUACGCCACACGUUUUAGCGCACAGAGUUGCCAGAUGGCCCUGGAAUGCAUUACAGCUGAUGCAAUAGAUAUCGAAAGCCAGCAUUGACGCGGGGCCAAGACUCGGCGGCUAUCAACUUGGAGGCAAACAUUAUGAAAAAUUCGAAAGGAAAAAAAGCACGUCGAAAGGCCAAGAAACAAAUUAAACGCCCGGAAACCAAAAAAAUGACUCAGGAAAAGCACAUAAUGGAACUGAUGCACGAAUACAACAAUCUGAAGGAUGCGACCCAGCUAGUAAUUGGAACCUUGGCCGCAUUGAAGGACAUUUCCAUCCGAUCAGCACAUGACAUGUACAACUUGCCUAACAAUGAAUGAAAAAUAAAUAGUUUUCGGGCUCGUUUAUG